Molecule: messenger RNA, 1776 nt
Organism: Carassius gibelio (silver crucian carp)
Lineage: Eukaryota; Metazoa; Chordata; Actinopteri; Cypriniformes; Cyprinidae
Product: cytochrome P450 2J5
Exons: 9
Coding region: 68-1573 (501 amino acids)
Biological process (GO): xenobiotic metabolic process
Cellular component (GO): intracellular membrane-bounded organelle; cytoplasm
Molecular function (GO): heme binding; iron ion binding; oxidoreductase activity, acting on paired donors, with incorporation or reduction of molecular oxygen, reduced flavin or flavoprotein as one donor, and incorporation of one atom of oxygen
Source: RefSeq, a predicted model, not a curated record
UCACUCUGUCUUUAUACAGCACACGGUCGUCUGCUGCUCAUGUUUGUCUAGAAACAAAUUUCUCAUCAUGUGGACAACUCUUAUGAAGUUAGACCUGGCCUCUGUUGGCCUGGCUCUGUUUCUGGGCUUUAUUUUUAUAGUUUUGUUCGAGCUCAUUAGGAUUAUUUCCUACAGAGGUCAAACUCCACCUGGUCCCAGACCGCUGCCUUUUGUUGGAAACAUACCGUAUUUUUUGAAGAACCCAAUGGAGUUCAUAAGAUCGAUAUCUCAGUAUGGAGAGAUGGCCACCGUCUAUCUGGGGAGAAAGCCAUCAAUAUUUCUCAAUACAAUCGAAAUUGCGAAGGAAGCCCUGGUCCAAAAUGCAUCAUCUUUUUCAGGAAGGCCACAACUACCACUUCUGAUCUGGAUCACUGAAGGAUAUGGUAUCGUAAUGGCCACAUAUGGCCACUCUUGGAGGCAGCAGAGACGGUUUGCUCUGCACACGCUCAGGAACUUUGGCCUGGGGAAGAAGUCUGUGGAGGAACGUGUGACAGAGGAAAGCAGCUACCUGGUUCCUGAAAUGAUCAAAUCAGAAGGCAAGUCUUUCGACCCCCAACAUGCCAUACAGAAUGCUGUAUCCAACAUUAUCUGUUCCAUUGUGUUUGGGGAUCGUUUCGACUAUGAUAACAAGCGCUUCAAAUACCUUCUGGAAAUCUUGAAGGAGAACAUCAUUCAGUCAGGAUCCCUUGUUGGACAGGUGUUUAACUUGCUUCCCAUCAUCAAACAUUUGCCAGGGCCACACCAGAAAAUUUACCAGAAUGCAACAGAGUUGAAGGCUUUCAUCAAGGAAGCAGUCAAAACACACAGAGAAACUCUGGAUCCAGACAGUCCACGGGACUUUAUUGAUGCCUACCUGCUAGAGAUUGAGAAACAAAAGUCCAACGAGGACUCCACAUUUCAUGAGGAUAACAUGGUUAUGUCAGUAGCUGACCUGUUUCUGGCUGGAACCGACACCACAGCGACCACCAUCAGAUGGGGGCUCAUCUACCUGACUCAGAACCCAGAUGUACAAGAGCGAUGUCAUGAGGAGAUUGUUCGGGUGCUGGGUUACGACCGCUUGCCCAGCAUGGAUGACCGUGACAAACUACCGUACACAUAUGCCACUGUUCAUGAGAUUCAACGCUGUGCCAACAUUUCACCCUCCAGCGGCUUACAUGAAACGACUCAGCACACAAAACUACGAGGAUACGACAUUCCCAAGGGUACUGUGAUAUUAACCAACUUAACAGCAAUUUUAACUGAUAAGGAGCACUGGAAGAACCCAGACACCUUUAACCCAGAGAAUUUCUUAGAUGAUAAUGGACAUUUCUUCAAACCGGAGUCUUUCCUCGUUUUUUCCUUGGGUCCGAGGGUCUGUCUCGGUGAGACCCUAGCUAAGACAGAGCUCUUCCUCUUCGUCACUUCUCUCUUACAGCGGAUUCGUUUCUCCUGGCCACCUGAUGCGAAGUGGCCAGACAUGAAUGGGAUUGUCAGUUUAGUCCGCUCGCCUGAGCCAUUCAACAUCAUCUGCCACAGCAGAGGAUCCAACAAGUGAUCCAUUAGUACACUUUCCAACAUUUACACAAGUUUUCAAAUUUUCCACCAGUUUAUAAAUAUAAGUCGGCAAAUUGAUGUUAAUAUUUUUAGCCCUGAAAGAUUAUAUUCUAGUUUAAUAGUUACUGUUUUAAAAAAAAAAGAAGCUGUAAUUGUUGUAUAGUGUGGAAUCUGUUGUAAUACCACUAUAAAUUAUAAAGCUUU